Platichthys flesus (European flounder) is the source of this 3443-nucleotide messenger RNA. RefSeq names its product UBX domain protein 6 (gene ubxn6). Gene Ontology annotation, molecular function: protein binding. Lineage: Eukaryota; Metazoa; Chordata; Actinopteri; Pleuronectiformes; Pleuronectidae. The transcript has 11 exons. Bases 50 to 1366 code for a protein of 438 amino acids. The record is from RefSeq and is a predicted model, not a curated record. Gene Ontology annotation, cellular component: cytoplasm.
GCUAGCUGCUCUGCUUCUGCGGCCGCACCUUCACCAGCUGUCCAAGGAGAUGAAGAAGUUAUUCGAUGACAUUAAGAAGGACAUUAAGUUUAAAACAGCGGGGCCCGGAAAGAAGCUUACAGCCCCGACCACCAGCGCCAAGCCCGAGGCGGUGCAGAGCAGCUCCGGGGCCAAACACAACCGCCAUGCUGCCAGCGAGGGGGCCCAGCGGGCCGGGGCCGCGGCUCUGGCCAGGAUUGAACAGCAGCCCCGGCCCAAGGUCCACACCUCUCAGGACCACAUCAGGAACCAGGUUAAAAGAGAACUAGAGGCAGUGGCACUGGCUGAGAAGGAUAAAGCAGCAACAGCUGAGGGAUCCAAAGUGCCAGUGAAAGAUCCUACCUGUCUCUCUGUGUCAGCUGUGUAUUUCACCUGUCCACUAACUGGAGCCACUUUAACUAAGAGUGAGAGGGAAGUACACAUUAAGGAGGCCAUUUUUAUGCGGUUUGAGGAGGAUGCAGUUGAGGCCUCUGUCAUGAUGGUCCACACAUUUAACAAAGACAGAGAGAAAGUGAAGGCUGCUGUGGACAUCAUAAGCAAGUAUGUGGAUAAUAUAUGCAAGUGUCCCACAGAGGAGAAAUACAGGAAGAUUAAACUCAGCAACAAGGUGUUCCAGGAGAAAGUGCGUUCUUUGGAGGGCACCAGAGAGUUCCUGGAGGCCCUGGGCUUCGCAAGUAUCAUGCUUCCUAUAGAGGGUCAAGAGGAAGAAGAGGAGUUCCUGGUGUUACCAGAGCAGAGUCCUGAUGAACUGGAAUUGAUGAAGGAGAGAAGGGAUCGACUCCAGAGAGGCGAGCCAGUCAGAGCUCAGCUGGACAGACAGCCCCAAGCGUUCAGACCCUCUCCCCACGCCCAACGCUUUGAUCUUCCGUCAGAAUUUUACAACCUGACAGCGGAGGAGCUCAAGAGAGAGCAACUGCAGAGGAGUGAUUUGGUGGAGAAGAACGCCAUGAUGCGUACAAAAGCCAUGAGGGAGAGAGAGGAGCAGAGGGAGAGAAGGAAAUACAACUACACCCUGCUCAGGAUCAGGCUCCCUGAUGGAAACCUGCUGCAGGGCAUAUUUUAUGCGUGGGACCGUCUGUCUGUGUUGUUUGGGUUUGUUCGGGAGUCCCUGGUGGACGGCUGGCAGCCCUUUGAGCUCAUUGCACCCGGAGGCGUCAAACUGCAAGAGGCAGAGGAAGUGGCGCUCGCAGAACAUAACUUGGUCCCUGCAGCUCUGCUCACCUUCUCCUGGGAUGCAGCCGUGCAGGCAGAUAUCGCAGCUGCAGGUGGAGAGAGCCCCUCCCUUCUCAAACCGGGACUGCUGGAAACUAUUCAGACCCUGAACUGAGCAGAAGUAUUCUGUCCCUAAACUCUUUCCUGCUAUGACCCUCCCUGGCACUGCAGGGGGUGAAGUUACUCCUUCCAAAACAACUAGUGAUGAGUGUUACUAGCUUAAAUCAGUAGCAGCGAUAGACAAGGGGCAACUUCGCCCCUAUGCACUUGUUUUGAUGGGCGCAACCCUUCUCUCGUCACUGUGGGGUAAACGUCCCCCUACAGUGUGUCUCAGCAACACGUUCUGCUGAAGAAGCACCAUUAAGUCAUCUAAGGAGAAAGCAGGGAAGGAGUGUGGUUAGUAAUGCAUCCUGAAUGUACAUGCUGUGUAGUGAACAGACUGGCAGCAGUCGUCUGUGCUCUACCCUACAGUCAACCUGUCAGGUAUAUUUCUCGUGGCAUGUGGAGAGACCUUGUUUUAACUGUUGGCACUCCGCCCUCCGUUCCUUUUUUUUUUUUUCCUGUUGUCAAAGAUUUUAGUUCACCUUGCUUCCAACUGUUGAAUCUGGAAACUAAAAUAGCCAAGACCCAACAUUCCCCUUAAAGCUAGGGUUGGUGCAAGCAGGCACAAGCUACACUUUGGGGAAAAAAGGCAAUCUAUACAUCCCACUUCCUUCCAUCGGCCCUCUUGUUAAAGCUAUGCCCCCCAUAGUGUGCGACAGACGCAAACAAAUUUAAACAGAUAAAUAAUACCUCCUGGUGAAAAAGCGGUGACACACGCGUAGAAGACAGAGAUGUCAAGAGAGUUUGAGGUGAUAAGAGCUUUGUGUUGUAAUGACAAUUGUGUGAUCCCAGGAACAGAAUUAAUAGGACUUCAUGGGUUCUUCCCUGACCCACAGAGUUUCAUGAAAGUUAUGUGUGUAAUCUUACUGACAAAGAAAUACACCAAGACAUAACCUCGGUGACAUAGGGCUGGUCGGAUACAUAUUUAUUAUCUCAGCCUCUACAGCAGCUCUUGUGAUUCAGCUUGGUGUCAUUGCACCGGCUUCUUUCAAGACUGUCAGGCGCUUUGUUCUGCAGUGUUGUGGGUUCGCUCAGUGUUUAAUCAGUCAGCUGAUGGUCCACUGGCCUGAUUUGGUGUGAUAACAAGUCUGUCUCUGUAAACACACACAAACUUGUGUUGCCCGCCUUGUCCUCUUCAGUGGCGCAACACUCCUCAGUGCUGUACUACAGUUUUUUGUGGUUGCUUGCAUAUGAACAUAUAAUCCCAGAUCAUCAAACAUGUCUUUUCAGGAUGGGUUAACUAACAACUGAGGUCCAAAGCUCGGGCAAAUGUUCAUUCAACCCCUCACACUAAGUUUUUAGUGUGCAGUCAAUUCUAAUACCAAAAUAAUUCUAAUUUUAAGAACUUUUAUUUAAAACUGUUUGAAAGACUUAGUAUACAAUGAUUGAUAUCUUAACUGCAAAAGCUGAAAAAGCCUCACUUUAACUUAAAUUAUGAAUUACAGUUGUGAUAAAAGUGGGUUCCUGUCAUCCAGAGGUGGUUUGUUUGUAUCAAACACAUUUGAUUAAGAUUAUAAGGGUUUAUUCUUCGGUGGUAUUUGUGACAUUUCGUUGAGUAACUGCAACUAAAGAUUACCCCGAAUGUUGGUUCUAUCUUCUAGAUCCACCUUUUUGUCAGAAAAGUUUUUGUUAUGUUUGUUAGUUGAAUAUAUCUUUUGAACCUGUACAAGCCAAUUCAUUUCUCCUGCUUGUGGUUGGUUAAGAUGACAACGACCUACCUCUCACCACACAUCUCCAGUGAGUCAAAAACAAACGUAGAUUCUAAACAUGUUGGCCUGUGUUGAACUUCUUCAUCACCACCUUCAACCUGUACCUCUGCCACAAACACACAUUAAUUUCUACCUGCCAUGUUAAGGUCAAGAAUUAGUAUUUUGUUUAGUUCCAUUGUUUGAGGGCGGGUCCGCCCUUAGGGCAAGAGUUCUGCACUCCAACGGUUUCAAUGGAACGGUGCAAAUGUGAUCUCAGCAGUGUAACUUUAUUAAAACACUUAGCGAGCAGGUGUGAUCUAUCCAGAUGUUCUGAGUUGUGUUCUGUUGCGUUUUAACCUGCCUGUAUUAAAGAUCGCUUGCACUGCAUCUUGUUUUUCAAAA